AGUGACAACACACGCGCACUGAGAUGGCAAGAGGACUGACUGAGGGACUUGCAAAGCAUCAGUGAGCUACGGCCAGUGUCUGAAGCUCACUCGAACAGUAUGGACUUCUUUCAGUGUGGAAAGGAUGACCGUCACUAACGCUGUCUUGGCACGAAAAGCGCUUGUUAACCUACCAUGGGGAACGCUAUGAAGAGUACACCAGUUGCAACCAGAAGCGAAAACAAUGCCUCGACCCCUUGUCUGACAAGCAGUGAAAUUUUGGUUGUGAUUCAUGACUACCCCUCAGCGAACAUCAGUGAGCCAAUCUUCAGAACCGGAGAGAAGUUGAAAGUUUUGGCUGAAGAAGGACCAUGGUGGAAAGUAUGUUCGGUUCAGACCGCAGUUGAAAACUACAUUCCAAAUGACCACAUAGCAAAAGUCUACCACGGCUGGCUGUUUGAGGGGGUGGCCCGACAGAAGGCCGAAGAGCUACUGCGUCUGCCAGGAAAUGUAGUCGGGUCUUUCAUGAUACGAGAUAGCACAAAGAAACGAGGUGACUACUCUCUGUCAGUCAGGCACAGAUCAGUGAUGCAUUAUCGUAUCUGUCGUCUUCCAAACAACUGGUAUUAUAUCUCCCCCCGUCUCACUUUCCAAUGCCUAGAGGAGCUCGUUGAUCACUAUUCUGACAUUGCAGAUGGCCUAUGCUGUGUUCUCACUACCCCCUGUCUGGCCUUACCCGCCAAUCCUGGAAACUUGACUUCCCCAGAACCCACGGUGGUAAUGCGCCACCACCUUGACUGGAGCAGCGUGGACAGAACUCAAGGCAACUCCCAGUUAAGCUUUGGGGUACGGCACAGCAUGGCCAACUACCUGUCUCUUGCUGGAUCUGAGGACGCCUGGCAGGGCAAGAGCAAACGCAAAAAGAAAAGUAAAUCUAUUUAUGUAAUGCCAAACUAUGAGUUCAACAGCCUGUCUAUGGAAGAGGACUGAACCCACUGGCGAGUUAAACUCGCCAACAAACGAUGCUGUGCAGCACUGCUGUGGCAUGUUGCAUGUUUGUGUAGGAUCUGGACUGCAUUUCCCAUCAGCAUCUCAACAAGAAAAAAAAAAAUGGCAUGUUAACUCAUCCCUCAAGUUUAGCAGCUGUAUCUCUCUUUUUAAGAAUCACAGUUUUUGCUUGCAUGAUUGGAAAAUACUUUUUUUCCCCUCAGCUUACAACUAAAUUUUCAGACAAAAUGGUGGAGCUGCACUGCUCUUAUUUGCAAUGUAGUGUAAAUGUAGAGUAACAUUUUAAUUAUGUUUAUAUAUAUAUUAAUAUGUUUGUCUAGUUUGCUUUAUCUACUGAACAUUACCUUCUGUGCUCUCAUCCUGAAAGCUGGGCAGAUGUCAGGUUUUGCAGACAUUUUCUGAAUAGCUGGAUGAAUGUAACAUACAGAGACAGCACUUUACAGUAAAAUAUGAAUCUAUGUAUAUAAUAAAGGUGUCUUGAGUACAAAA
Anguilla rostrata (American eel) is the source of this 1476-nucleotide messenger RNA. It is a transcript of the gene sla1a, whose product is annotated as Src like adaptor 1a. NCBI's taxonomy places the organism in Eukaryota, Metazoa, Chordata, Actinopteri, Anguilliformes, Anguillidae. Gene Ontology annotation, molecular function: epidermal growth factor receptor binding; phosphotyrosine residue binding. Gene Ontology annotation, biological process: regulation of MAPK cascade; signal transduction. Bases 175 to 969 code for a protein of 264 amino acids. The transcript has 7 exons. Gene Ontology annotation, cellular component: plasma membrane; COP9 signalosome; nucleoplasm. The record is from RefSeq and is a predicted model, not a curated record.